AUGGAGCUAUCGGCGGAACGACUGGAGCAGUUGUACCUCGAGGUUGCCCCGCAGAUCCUCGACGGUCCCGCGAUAGAGCAGCAGCUCAGUAAGCUCAAUUUCCUGCCGACGGGCUGCGACGGCAUCGACGACCUGCUGGAGGGGGGCCUCCGACAGGGUCAGGUGACCGAGCUCACAGGCGAGGCGGGUUCGGGCAAGACGCAGCUUUGCCUGAGCGCUGCCGCGUCCGCCGCGGCGCUGGGCCACAGGGUUGUGUACUUGGACACCGGAGGUGGGUUCAGCGCCAAAAGGAUUAAGGAGUUUCACCGUGGGUUCGUCACCGCGGACGCGGACAGCGCCGAGGUGGAGCAGCACCUCUCGCUCACCCUGGACCUCAUUACCGUGCUGAAUGUGCACGACAUCCUGACGCUGUUCAAGGUCCUGGAGGAGCUGGCGCUGGGUCUGUCGGGUGACCCUGGUGUUCCGGGCGAUGGUGGAUUGGAAGGUAAUCAGGAUGUGGUGGACAUUGGGAGGGACAUGGGCCUGCUGGUUGUGGACAGCCUCUCGUCGUUACUGUCGCCGGUCAUAACGCGGUUACACCACCAGGGAUACACGAUGAUGGCGUCCACCGCGUCGCUGCUUCGAUCACUCGCCCCCGCGCACAACUGCGCGGUGCUGUACACGAACCAUACGGUGAGCGCGGGGGGUAACGACAGGGGCGGAGCCUCCAUCAAGCCCGCGUUGGGUACCCGGUGGACCAGCACGCCGCACCGGCGGGUGUGCCUCGGGAAGGGCCACGGGAACGAUGCCCAGGGCUGCACGGCGGAGGUUAUAUACGGCCCGGGGACGGGAUCGAGCUGCGCCUUCAAGGUCGUCGGCGACGGCAUUAGGACGCUCUAA
Messenger RNA from Micromonas commoda, 879 nucleotides. RefSeq names its product Rad51 DNA recombinase 4 (gene RAD51D). The record is from RefSeq and is a predicted model, not a curated record. Gene Ontology annotation, biological process: reciprocal meiotic recombination; double-strand break repair via homologous recombination; DNA strand invasion. Lineage: Eukaryota; Viridiplantae; Chlorophyta; Mamiellophyceae; Mamiellales; Mamiellaceae. Gene Ontology annotation, cellular component: centrosome; replication fork; Rad51B-Rad51C-Rad51D-XRCC2 complex. The transcript is spliced from 2 exons. Gene Ontology annotation, molecular function: ATP-dependent DNA damage sensor activity; single-stranded DNA binding; ATP binding. Bases 1 to 879 code for a protein of 292 amino acids.